ACGAGUGGUCUGAGUCAAAGAGCGACCGGAGAAGACUUCAAAGCUUAGUUUCUCCUAAUAUUCGUUGGCAUUUCCAAAAUCAAGAAUCGGCUGGCGGUAUGUUUGCCAAGAAACUGCUACACAAGGCUACCAAGCAUCAUCAUCAUCUUCAGCAGCAGCAGCAGCAGCAGCAGAAUCUAAAAGGCUGCCUCACACCAGACGAUUUGGACUUUCGUAUAGCAGUCCAUUACGGUAUCCCAUCCACCGCAUCGAUUCUUGCCUUUGAUCCUAUUCAGCGUGUAUUAGCCAUUGGAACAUUAGAUGGCAGGAUAAAAGUGAUUGGUGGUGAUAAUAUUGAAGGCCUCCUCAUUUCUCCAAAGCAAAUACCUUUCAAGUAUUUGGAGUUUCUAUCCAACAAAGGUUUCCUAGUCAGCAUCUCCAAUGACAAUGACAUACAGGUGUGGAAUUUGGAAAACAGGUCUAUUGCUUCCAGUAUGCAAUGGAGCUCCACCAUUACAAGUUUCUCUGUGAUAUAUGGCUCUUUCUUCAUGUAUGUUGGAGAUGAUAAUGGUUUGAUGUCUGUUUUAAAGCAUGAAGAGGACGGAGAACUUUUAUUACUGCCGUAUCAUCUUUCAGCCAAAUCUCUUACUGAAGCAGCUGAGUCAUCGUUUCCAGAUCGCCAGACUGUCGUUGGAGUUCUGCAUCAACCUUGUUCUUCUGGGAAUAGAGUUUUGAUUGCAUAUGAGAGUGGCUUAAUUAUAUUAUGGGAUAUUUUUGAAGCUCAAGUGGUCGUAGUUCGAGGUGAUAAGGUUCUUGAACUGAAGGAUGGAGUUGUUGACUGUUCUGGUCAACCCGAACAUGAUUUGGAGGAAAAAGAAAUAACUGCUCUUUGUUGGGCAUCUUCUAACGGGACGGUUGUUGCCGUUGGAUACAUAGAUGGAGAUAUUAUGUUUUGGAAAACGUCAACUACGGGAUCUAGUAAAAAACAAAAAACUGCGUCAUCAAACAAUAAUGUUGUAAGGUUACAGCUGUCAUCUGCCAAAAGGAAACUUCCUGUCAUUGUAUUGCACUGGUCAGCAAACACUAAAUCCCAAAAUGACGGUGAUGGCCAACUGUUUGUAUACGGAGGUGAUGAAAUCGGGUCCGAGGAAGUAUUAACGGUUUUGAGUCUUGAAUGGAGCCCUGGGAUGGAAACCCUAAGAUGUGUGGGUCGUGCAGAGAUCACUCUUAUCGGCUCGUUUGCCGAUAUGAGUUUAUUACCAAGUGCAAUAAACAAUCACGGUGCUGAUUUACUAGUCCUCACAAGCCCGGGACAUCUGCAAAUAGUCAAUCAUAAGAAUUUAUCUGCCUUAACAACCGAACAUGAAAAAAGAAUUACUUUAUCUUCUCUAGAUUGUCCCGUAGUCGUACCGACAUUCAAUCCGGUCCUAAGUGCCGCUAAACUCAUCUCAUUAGUUGGUAGUGAAAAAACUUCAAAGUUCCUUUUGGAGAUAGCCACGAACGUGAAGGUUAACGCAACACAAAAAUUGGCGGAGGGGAGUUGGCCCAUAUCGGGAGGUAUAGUACAUCAAUUUACCUCUCCUGACGGUUACGUGAUAGAGAGAAUUUACGUAGCUGGUUACAUGGAUGGAUCUGUUCGAAUCUGGGAUGCGACCUCACCAGUCUUGUCGGUUCUUUGCGUUAUAGGAGCGAUGAAAGAUGUUGAAGUGAGUGGUUCAACUUCUCCAGUUUCAGAACUGAACUUAUGUUCUUCGACUUCACAAUUAGCAGUUGGGAGUCAACUUGGUUUGAUCCGUGUAUAUAAUCUCAAUUCCAGUCCAAACGAGACGGACCUUCACAUUGUAACCGGAAUUAAACAAGAAGUUCACAAACAACCUCAAGGUGGCGGCCCCGCUUGUAUCGCUUCUUUCCACCUUCUUGAUUCCCCUGUUCAAGCUCUUCAGUAUAUAGACCAUGGAGCUAAACUAGCCGCUGCACAUGAAUGUGGUCGUGUUGCAGUGCUUGAUAUGAACUCAUUCUCCGUUUCAUUCCUAACUGAAUCUCUACCUAACCUUAGCAGUCCGGUGAUUUCGAUGGCCUGGAAAUCAUUUUUGUACAAUGGCGGUCGUGUUAAAAGCCCCAAAGAUGCGGGCCCAAAGAGUGUCGACAAAAAUCUGGAGAAAUUGAUGUUUGUAUCUACCAAAGAUGCAAAGUUAUAUGUGUUUGAUGGUAAUAAUCGCAUGAUCAACUCUAAACCAACGCAAUUGAAGAAAGAUACCACUGCUAUAUCCAUGCAUAUUAUAGAGGAAAGUACUUCCUCGGUGGAACAAAAGGAGUCAACAGAGUUGACCAAGGAUGUUGUAGCUGGAAACGAACCUACAAGUGAAACAGACCAACAUAAGACCGAACAUAUCAGUUCAGGACAUAAUGCAAUGGAUUCACUCAUUUUACUUUGUUGCAACGAUGCUCUGUGCUUAUAUCGUUUAAAAUCUGUGGUUCAGGGGAAUGAAAAACCGUUGCUUAAAGUAAAACUAGAGAAACAUUGUUGUUGGACUUCAACUUUUAGGAAAGAUGAAAAAUCGUGUGGAUUAGUAUUACUAUAUCAAACUGGAGAAUUGGAAAUCAGAUCGUUGCCAGACUUAGAACUGGUGAAAGUAACCUCGUUAAUGUCAAUAAUAAGGUGGAGUUACAAGGCAAAUAUGCAGAGGACUAUGUGUGCAGCGGAGAAUGGGCAGAUUGCCAUGAUAAACGGGUCUGAAGUGGCACUGCUCUCUUUACUGAAAAGUGACGAUGAUCUCAGGGUUACGGAAUCUUUUCCGUCACUUCAUGAUAAAGUUCUUGCGGCUGCAGUAGAAGCUGUGAUUAGCAGUUCUCAUAAUCAAAAGAAAAAACAGGGUAUCCCCAGAGCGCUUGUGAAUAUUCUUAAAGGAUUUAAAGGAGGAAAACCUAAUAACAACAUCAACGUUUCUGAAGAUUUUAAAUAUGGUUUUAGCAAUCUGGAUGGAAUCUUUUCAAAGAAUCCGUUUCCCGAUCCACUUGAAAGUAAUAUUAAUAAUCAGGAAGACGUAGAACUUGAUAUAGACGACAUUGAAAUCGAUGAACCUGUAUCUAUAUCCAUUCCUACUUCAUCAAAUACAAAACAAAAGGAGGAAACCGGAAAGAGAAGUGACAGGGAAAUGUUACUUGAUGGUGAUAAUGAUGAGCCCAGAGUCAGGACACGUGAGGAGAUUAUCGCCAAGUAUAGAAAGAAUGCAGGGGAUGCUUCUUCGGUAGCUGCCCAAGCAAGAAACAAGCUUUUAGAGCGCCAAGAAAAGCUUGAGAGAAUUAGCAAAAGGACCCAAGAUCUAAACAACGAAGCGGAAGACUUUGCAUCCUUAGCAAACGAGCUUGUAAAGGCAAUGGAACGGAGAAAAUGGUGGCAGAUAUGAUUCAUUGUUUGCAGGUUGCAACCACAUUUCCUCUUUUUCACUGUAUUUUCUCUAAAGCUUAUGUGAGAAGUUUCUUGCGAAUAUGAAAAACGAUACACAAUACGGUGUUUUCUCGCACAUUCCAUCAUUUCUGGACUGGUUUUUUGAAGCUUGUUUCAAGUAUAUAUGUACUAUACAAAGUUAACAUAAUAUAAUUGUGUUUUUUUAUGGA
Helianthus annuus (common sunflower) is the source of this 3597-nucleotide messenger RNA. RefSeq lists its product as uncharacterized. NCBI's taxonomy places the organism in Eukaryota, Viridiplantae, Streptophyta, Magnoliopsida, Asterales, Asteraceae. Gene Ontology annotation, biological process: regulation of exocytosis. The record is from RefSeq and is a predicted model, not a curated record. Gene Ontology annotation, molecular function: syntaxin binding; GTPase activator activity; myosin II binding. Gene Ontology annotation, cellular component: cytoplasm; plasma membrane. Bases 99 to 3386 code for a protein of 1095 amino acids. The transcript is spliced from 24 exons.